Molecule: messenger RNA, 3327 nt
Organism: Fusarium redolens
Lineage: Eukaryota; Fungi; Ascomycota; Sordariomycetes; Hypocreales; Nectriaceae
Exons: 6
Coding region: 1-3327 (1108 amino acids)
Biological process (GO): arginyl-tRNA aminoacylation; mitochondrial translation
Cellular component (GO): mitochondrion; cytoplasm
Molecular function (GO): ATP binding; arginine-tRNA ligase activity
Source: RefSeq, a predicted model, not a curated record
AUGGUCAUUCCUUUAGAUGAGAACAAGUCUUAUCUCGACGUGCUCCAUGACACAGGUCUUGAAAUCGAUGAGAUUCCUGCGUUCAUGACUCCUUACCCAAGCUCGCCUCGAUGGGAACGCAGGGUCUUAUUCGUUGAAGGAUUCUGCGAGGGAGCAGAUUUCACUCUCCGAAACUUUGUGCCGGAUGAUGCUGGCAGUUCCCGAUUGCAAGAUACGCAAGAACCGAAAGCCUGGGUCUCCGAUCGCAAUUUGAUCCAUCCACGAAAUGGGCAGUCUCGCCGAGCUUAUGGCCGCAUUGUGAACAAUAUUGAGCUAUAUGAGAUCGUACAGCAGAAGGUACGAAUGCUCUCUUCUGUUGCUUCUUCCUUUCCAGAAUCACAUAACACUUUGCUCACCCUUACUGCGCCUAGAUAUAUCAGUAACCCCAACGGUGUCAGUAUACUGGCACUUUUGAGAACAGCACCUGCAUCACAUGUGUUCGGGUUUCGCAAGCUCUUCGCAGGCUAUCUCAAUCCAAACCCAAUUGCCGAUUUAUCGUUGAGUGACGCUAACUGGUGGGGUGCCGCAAACUUUGUCAUCUCAUUCAACCUCCCUUUCUUUGCCAUUGGUACACAAGAUAACCAAGACAGUCGUACAUUGUCUGGGAAUCAGUAUCUUAGGGCCCGGUACGAUCUGGAUUUUCUGUAUCUCAGAGACGAGUCAAUCACUGCAGAUCAGCAAGACAACACCUCCUUCCACGAGAGGGCUGUUCUACAUGAAGCUGUCUAUUCACUAGUGAUUACGGGCCGGAGCGAGCGCUAUUGGACAGCGGUUUGCCUGGACGACGAUUUUUUCGAGGAAGAACCGAGGCUCGCAGAAGAGGAGGUAGUCGAGGCCUCUGAAGAUCCUAUCAUCAUUCAAGCGGAGCUCAAGGCCACAGGGACAACUCGGUCACCUCGAGCGUACGCACUUGCAUCCCUUGAAAAGGAACUUGAGAAGAUCGUCGAGUACCACGGAAACGUCCAAGACUGGUUCAGCAAGAGUCUUGAUCGCUACACCAACAUUGCUCGAGGAGAUGACUCUCAAGGAGUCGAGACUCAACAAAUUCCGCACUGGGAAAAGCGAUUCCCAGAUAUGCUGGACAGGGUCAUUUACUUCAACUCUAAUAUCGUGUGCAAGGUGAAUGACUUCCUUGCGGGACAUGUCAUGCUUGGCCAAAAGGAACUGCUUCAGGGACCAUUAUGGCAAGGCCUACAGGGCGAUUAUGGUGCUUUGGGGUCUUUGCGAGGCAUCAAAAGCUCUUUCAGCCAGCUUAGCGACAUUGCUGGCCAUCUGAAGAUACUGAAAGAGAAAGAGAAAGUCUUUAGGCGUGAGCCAGAAACUCGACCUCUGAUUCAUCUCUUCUGCAAAACCCAUCACUAUUGCCGUAUUAUCGUGGCUAUGGCAGCAACAACUUGUUCCGUCAGCGGCAUCGAGAACCUUCUUGGGAGGGUAGGGCUGGAUACGCCAAUCCCGGAGUUCCCUGGCGCAGACAUUGUGCACAAUCCACAAGACAUCUUUCGAGUCUAUCUUGCCGAUACGCUGGAAAAGCUCCUUCACUGUGAUCGGAUGGUUGCCUAUGAUGCCAUACAAACGUCCAACGUUACGGGAAUGGGCGACCUCGUAAUUGUUGCUCCAAGGCUUAGACUCAAGAAUGUCAAGCCUGAAGAUUUGGUGAAAGAUCUUCUUCAGAAAUUACCAAGAACACCACCCUUUGGAUGUCCUCUGCGUGACGGCAUUCGCUUGCAAGUGUUUUUCUCACCCAAUACGCUCCCUCGCCUCUUACUGUCAUACAUUAGUGACAGGAGUGCCUCGUAUGGAUAUGACACAUCAAUCGGUCUGGCCGAUACUGCUGCGCCUGAUGGAUCGAAGAAGAAAGUCAUCGUGGAAUACUCGUCCCCGAAUAUGGCGAGCGAGUUUCAGGUGUCGCAUUUGCGUAGCACCCUGGUUGGCACAUAUAUCGCAAACAUUCAUGCUAGCAUGGGAUGGGACGUUGUGAAGAUGAACUACCUGGGGGAUUGGGGAAAGCAGAUUGGCCUUCUUGCAGCUGGUUGGGAGCGGUUUGGUUCAGAAGAUGAGUUUGCUAAGCAGCCACUUCGCCAUCUCCUUGAAGUGAACCACAAGAUCCAGGAUCUCUUCAAACCAGAGAUGGAUGAAUGCAAGAUUGCAAAGGCUAAAGGACAAGAUGUCACCGAGAUCGAGUCACGGGGCUUGUAUGCUGAGCGAGACAUCUUUUUCAAGAAAAUGGAGGACAAAGAGCCAGGCGCGAUCGCAGUAUGGCAACGGUUUCGCGAUGCUACCGUCAAGGACUACACCGAUUCAUAUGCGCAACUCGGGGUAACGUUUGAUGAGUACUCUGGGGAGUCGCAGGUGACUGCCGAGUCUAUCGCCGAAGUGGAACAGAUCUUGAAGGAGAAGGGUAUCUACGAAGAGCACGAUGAUUCUUGGAAGAUCGACUUUUCGAAACACGACGCAAAAGGACUCUCACUCGCAGUUGUGCGCUACCGAAAUGGAACAACUUCAUACCUGCUGCGUGAUCUUGCUGCAGUGUUUGACCGAUACAAGAAACACAAGUUCGACAAGAUGAUAUAUGUUGUUGCGAUGGAGCAAGAGAUGCACUUUCACCGAGUGACGAAGACUCUCGAGCUUAUGGGGAGACAGGAUCUUGCCGAACGCAUUCAACACGUACCAUUUGCCAAAAUCAAUGGUCUCCCAGAGGAACUCAAGGAAGCUGCACUGCUGAGUGACUACCUGGACGGCUGCCGAUCGAUGUCAGAUGUUGGUCUUGACGGGGAAGAGGAAGAGGCGUCCUAUGUGGACAAAUCUGAGAAUUCAGUGAAACAACUGAGUCUUGCUGGUCUUUUCAUCCAGGAUCAGUAUCACAAGCGAGCUACCUCAUAUGCGAUCGAUCCCAAGAAGAUGAUAUCUCUUGAAGGAGAGACAGGCGCGGCCAUUCAGAACUGCUACGCCCGAUUACUAGCACAGGUGGGAUCCGAACCCGUGAAGUUCGAUUAUACCACACUGGACCAUAAUUCACUGGAAACAGCAGACUAUUCUGAGCUUUUACGCAUACUCCUGCAAUACCCAGAUGCUGCCCAUGGCUCCUUUAAAACACUGGAGCCAUCGUUUAUUGUCGGAUACUUGUUACGACUUGUCGAUCAACUGAUGCAAACUCUUGACGACGACGAUGAAAAGGAUUGGACCGGCCUCGAAACUGCCAAUGAAGCGAGACUCGCACUCUACGGGAAUACAAGACAGGUUUUCGAGAAUGCGCUUAGGCUUCUUGGAGUGGCGCCCUGGAGCCCAUGA